This is a messenger RNA of Ruditapes philippinarum (Manila clam), 6958 nucleotides long. Its product is annotated as protein SFI1 homolog. The coding region runs from base 169 to 4506 and encodes 1445 amino acids. Lineage: Eukaryota; Metazoa; Mollusca; Bivalvia; Venerida; Veneridae. The record is from RefSeq and is a predicted model, not a curated record. Gene Ontology annotation, molecular function: phosphatase binding. The transcript has 30 exons.
UUAAUACUCCUAAGUUUGUUUACAAAAUGGCGCUGAAAGAUGAAAUUUUUUAUCGAAUAAUAUUUUGUGUGCAUUUGAACUAAUAAGACCAUGUAGGAAUCGAAAUAUGUGAUUUUAAGUAGGAAUUUUAGAGAAUGUAAAACCACAGUUUGCUAUUGUCCUUUCGUUAUGUCGGACAAAUUGAAACACCAAAAAGGUGGAGAUUCACGACUUGCGGUUCUACGAGAUUUGGGUAACCAACUGCAGAUAAAGGCAGAAAAAAUGAGACUGCUAGCACGUGCAGAGGAAGGUCUUAGUGAUGGGGAACACAAUCCAUAUUCUUCUACGUACGUGACUCGAGAUGGCUCUGCAAUCUUAACAGAAAUGAUAGAAAAGGAAUCAAAGAUUAUUCAAAGUCAGCAUAUUAGCAGGAUUAAAAAUGAAACAAGAUCAAAGAAUCAACCUGAACCUCGAGAUGCAGUGCCACCCUCAGCUGCUAGACAGAGAAGAAGAAACAAGGUCAAAUCAGGGUCAACAGGUCAAACUAAAAUAGACAUCAAACAUUACAGACCAGGUUACACUUGGAACAGAGGUGGCAGAAUGAAGGAAAUUAGAAUAAGACACCUUGCAAGAAAAUUUCUUUUCAUCUGGAAAAGGAAAGUUUUUGGUAGAGUGACACCAUUUCAGGCAAGGGAGCACUAUAGACGUAGAUUACUCCGAGUAACAUUCAGGGUGUGGCACGGCAUGUGGUGGGAGUUACGAAAGGAAUGGCGUCUUGUUGUUCGAGCUGAAUGCCAUCAUAGAUAUGUUUUAUGGCAGAGGACAUUUAGUGCAUGGAGAGAGUUUGUAGAAAUACAGAAAGUAAAAAGUGCAAAGCUUAUUUUGGCUGAAAGACAUGCUUCUACAAAAUUAAAAAGGAAAUGCGUAAUGGGAUGGUGGUUAUAUGUUUACAGCAGACGCAAAAAGAAUGCAAAGAAUAAACAAGCCAUGUCUUACCACAACAAUAACUUACUCAGGAAAUGUUGGCAGCAAUGGUAUGGUAGUUAUGAGGUAGUGUUACAUAGACAACAUAUGGAGAGUGUAGCCUUACAGUUCUGGGCAUACAGGAUUCAAGCACAGUAUUGGUUAAUAUGGCAGUCUAAGUUGUCAGAGAGGAAGUCCGGGGUGAUGAAACAAUAUCGUGCUGUACGCCACCAUAACACUGUCAUAGUACACAAAUGUCUACGUGCCUGGAUAUCUUACUGGGCUAGGAGAAGACAAAAGGUGCAAGAAAAAUAUCACUGUGAAAGACUUAACCACAACAUAUUAGUUAGACGUAUGUUUGGAAUAUGGUAUAGAGCUUUCCAGUACAGAGAGCGACUUCAUGAAAGACAAGACAGAAUUAUCUCCCUUGCAGAAAAGUUCCAGAAGCGCAGAGCUUUGAUACACUGGAAACAUUAUAUUGAGCAGCAGAAAGAGAAAUAUGAAAUGAUUGCUGAGGCAGAGAAUCACUACAACAGAAAACUUCUGAGUGUGGGAUUUUCAUCAUUUCGGUUAUGUGUUGUACAGAAACAUCUCAAGGUGAUGUGGAAUGAGAUGGCUGCACAGUUGAGAUAUAAACAUUUAACAAGAUGGGGAUGGUUAACUUGGCUGUCAAGAUGUGAGAAUAAGGAGGAAUUGAGAAUUGUCACUCAGUCACACAUGGCUUCGAAACAUUACAGGAAAGUAUUAUUAAGGAAGUGUUUCAACCAACUACAGUUGUAUACAGAAUGGAGGCAACACCGCCAGGCCCAGUAUAACAAGGCCGAUGCCCAUUUCUACAUGCAAGAGAUGCCCAAGUACAUGUUUAGAUUGAAAGUAUUUGUUCAGCUGAUGAAGAAUAAGAGAGAGAACUCACAGAAAGCUGUAGAAUUCAGAAGAGAAAAUGGUCUUGCCAGGUUUUACUAUCUGUGGGUUAACCAGUUUGAGUUUAGUAAAGAAUACAGAAUGAAUGAAAGAAUGGCAAUUCUCCACUAUGACAGUAAGCUGAGUAAAGGGUUCUUCAAAUCUUGGAAACAGAAAACUGCAAAUGUUUUACAGGAAGCAGAGAAAAUGGAAAUUGCAACAGAACAUUAUAAUGAGGUUCUUUGUAGGAACUACCUAGCAUCUUGGAGAAAUUAUAUUCACACUAUCAAAAAGAGUCAAAGACAGGAUGUGGAGGCAUCCAGAUAUUACUGUAGAAGAAUUAUGAAAAGAUGCAUUCAUGCAUGGAUUAUGUACACAAGGCAGCAAAGAGAGAAGAAACGUAAAACAGAGAGGGCGAGGAACCAAUAUCACAGAAGAUUGAGUCACAAAGUCAUUGCCAUGUGGUUACACUAUGUUGAUACACAGCGAGCUAUCAAUGCCCGCGUUGAAAUCAUGUACAGGAAAAAAUGUCUAUCCUUUCUUAGUGAUGCUUUUCAUACCUGGAAGAAUAAUGUAGGUGAACGGAAGCUUGAGAAGCAUACGGAGUUUAUUGCUGAAAGACAUUAUACCCUUAAAAUACUUGCCAAGGUAUUCACAGCAUGGCACAGAUACUCUGCCAUUCAUGCCUACAAGAAGUCAGAAACAAGGCAGUGGGUGGAUUCUGCAAGACAACACUUAGACACAUUUGUUUUCGAAAUUUAUUUUACAAAAUGGAGAACUCAUUAUGUGGACCAUCUUGCUAUGAGAAUAAAAUAUGCCAGGGCAGUUGACCUUCGUAAUGCUAAGGUGAAACAGAAGGUUAUGGUAACCUGGCAACUGUUCACUAGAGAAUCUAUAAGAAAAUCUCUGUUGAGAAAACAAAGUGACUGGUUCCAUAACUUACGUCUGACAGCAAGAAGUUUUAUUGCCUGGAAACAUGCAUAUGCUGCCGUGCAGGUAGAAAAACAGAAGUCCAGUCUGGCCCUCUGGCAUUGGUGUCUUAAUCUACAUAAAAAGGUUUUAAUGGCCUGGUACGUGUACACACAGGAAUGUAAACAUAAACAGUCCCGGAUCCAGGCAGCCAUGGAGCGUAGGAGAUCUCGCCUCAUCAGAAAUGGCAUCACCCAGUGGCUUCGUGUUGCAGACGAUAUGUCAGCUAUGAGAAAACAAAUGGCUGUCCAGCAGCAGACCAAGACUGUGUAUGAAACAUACCAGUUAGUUCUGAGAUGUGGUCUACACUGGAAAUCCUGGGCAAGUAAAAAACGUCAGACCAGGGGAGGUCAAAAACCCAUUGGCGAUUUAAGAGAUGGUAAGGGUAGGAUCACUUCAAAAGCUGAUAACUCUACAAAGAUGGAAGAGAAUAGAGGUCAUUCAUUGAAUUCUACACCAAGAUUUCCUGCAUCCUUGUUCAAUACUCCAAGAGAGGCAUCUGAUGCCCAUAUGGUGAGGGCAAUAACUCAUGAAUCACAGUUACCUGCCCCUGUUGUAACAGUAUCACCAGGAAGGUCAAAGGCUAAUCGUACUGGAGGUUCACAGUUAGGGGGCCAAGCACAUGCUAGAGCUAAGCCAAGACAGCCUAGUUUCCUGAUGGAAUCCUUGAAAAGAGCUGGUUUGUUUGUUCAUGAUACACAAAGUGAUGCUCCAUCAAAUGAAGUCACAGAAGAUCAAUGGAAAUCAAAUGUAGCCAUGAAAACACCUCAUAUUGAAAGAUUAAAUCUUUCAAACUUGACAACUAAUCAAUCAGAUGUUGAUACUGAUAGAACAUUAACUCCACAUUUGAUUGGCUCUGCUAAAAGUGAACAGACUGUGUCUCAACAUAGUGCUAGAGUACCAUUCCAGAUUUAUGAAAAUACUGGAGAACCAGUCUCUAAUGAACCAUUUCCUUCUGACAGACAGUUAGAAAAAGGUGAACAAGUAGUAAAGAUAAACAUUUUAUCUAAAGGUGAUUCAAGAACAUUUGAAAAGUUUAAUGGUGCCAAACAGGAUUCACUCUUACCUCAUACAUCUGCUGUUAAUGUGCCAACUAUUCCAAAACUUACUCUUCUAACUCCAGCAGAUUUCUUGAAUAAGAAAGAAACUUAUAUUGUAAACAAGGAUUCAAACUUUACCGCGAGGAGUGAGACUUGUAUAGGAUCAGCAGUUGUAAGUGAAACCACAUCAAUAGCUUCUACUCCACGAGUGUUAUGUCAAAAUUCAGACCAUAAUCACCCGUUGUCAGAAACUCGUUCAUUUAGAGUUACAGACUUCAAAGAGCAGAUAACUCCAAGAUCAACAAGUUCUGUUACUCCUAGAGAUCAGUUGUCUUCCCUUGGAUUUGAAUCGCAUUCCACACAAACGAUACAGAAAGAAAUUGUCACAAUAAGAAAUAGACUUAAAAACUUUGAUCAAAAGAAGAAAAAGCUAAGGAAAAUGCAGAAACAAUUGAAGCAGCUUUGUGAUUGGCUGAAAGAUAUAGAGGUCAAAGGUCAGGAGUCAGAAGAUGAUGAUGUCAUCAGUGCAAAGCAAGAAGUUCAGGAGCUGUCGGCUGAUGUUGAAGUGUUAAAGAAAUCAGUGGAGGAAGAGAAAUCAAUAUGUGCCAAACUUGUCGAACGUGUGAAACUUUUAACAUCUCAGUUAACAACGUAACUGCCUGAUGUUAUAUAAAAAGAAACAACAGCAACAAUAUAAUAUGGGACUCCGUAAUCGACAAACUUAAAGUUUCCUAUACGGCGCAUUAAGUUUCAUUGGUGAAUUUAAUAACUAAUAUUUUGUGUGAAGCAGAGCAGAUUUUAUUAAUCAUUACAUUUUUCAUUGAAUGAUGUCAAAGAUUUUUAACUUCAACGCAUGCAUGAACGCAUAUGACAAAAUACUGACAAUACGUCUGUUUAUAGACAUGCACCAAUAAUACAGAGUUAGAGUUUACAUGUAUAUAUACUUAAAUUAAGACAUAUGGCAGAAUCAUUGUCACUACAAGACAAUAAUCCAUUGAUGACAAUUAUUUAAAAUAGCGUGUCUUGAGAUAAAAAUUAUUGUUAGAUUGGUUAUUCUUAAGAAGUUGUUAGUUUACUGCAUUUACUAUGACAAAUUUUAUGUUGCAUAUACAAUAUUAGUGUAGAUAGGCCAAGUUAAUUUCAUAUAUAUUCAGUUGAAGGAAACUUUUAAUAUUUGAUUGUUUUUGUGUAUUUUUGUACCUACUCAAUUGAUAGAAAUACACAUUUUGUAUAGGUUAAUUUGUUGGUACAUUUGUGAUGUACACAGUUGUCACAUGUUAUAAUAUCACCUUUUAUCAUACACAUUUUUAUUUUCUGACACAACUUGCCAUUAGUUCAGCAUGCAAUAAUUUUAGGUUGUUGCUGUUUAAUAAGUUCUUUAUUUUUGUUAACAGUGUCUGUAUAGCACUAUGAAAUUUUAUUAAGGGAGAUGUUAAAAUAGAAGAAUAAUUACUUAGAUCAAUAUACAGUUAUUUUAUAGAAGGCAAUAGGUAAUAAUUAAAACUGUCAACUGCAUAUGUAUAAAAAAAACAGUUACUUGACAUGAAAUUCUGUGAGUUUUGUCAAAAAGGACAUUCAUGUUGGUUUUUAAAUUUGUUGAUUGUGUGUUUUGAAAAAAAUGUAAAAUGCACAUAAUACAUGUAUAGUGCAAAAUAAUCUUACAGCAGACAAAAUCGAGUGUUGGAUCUUAAAUUUGUUGAUUGACCUAUCAAAAAAAAACCAGAACACAAAAAUAAGUAACCCAUGAAUAAUUAUGAUUUUGCAGAAACAGUUGAUAACUUAUCAAUGUAAGGUUUUAGACAGUAGCUGGGGCAGUUGUCAUGUAAUAUUGUGUCGAUCAGUAACCACAUGUCAGGUCAGUGUAGAUACACAUUUAUAUACCAUGGACAAAUACAGAGAUAAAUCGUGAAUUUGUAAAAAUUUUUCCAAAACAAAACAACUUAUUUUGAACAUGCAAUGUUCCAAUCAUUACUUCAUAAGUUUUGAUAUUUAAAAAAGUAAAAUUCUCAAAGUUAGUUAUGAAGUGUUUUUGUGUUGUUUGUAUUUAAUAGUGUCACCAUGCCAUUAUGCAUCCAAUGGUAUUUAGUGAGUGAAUGUAGUGAGUGAACAGGUGAAAGUCAAAAUAAGUGAAUAUUGUGUCAUAAUUCCUUUCAAUUUUAUAAUUUACUUCACAUGAACAAUAAAUAACUCAUUUGGCUCAAUAAAAUUUCUGUGAAAAUCCAUCAGAAUUUUCCUGUAUAUUUUUUAAUUUAUUAAAAGAGUGGGGCAGUCUUUUUAUAUUUUAGGCAGAUUUAAACAUUACCAUAAACAUUUUCCAAUAUCAACAGUUGAUCAAUCGCCAUUAUGAUAGUCAGUCUUUUGAAGUACAAGUAUAUAGCAAAUUCAGGUCAACUUGCCAAUGAAAAAUGAGCAGUAUGUCACUUUAAUUAACACCCCUUAAAAAGAAAUAUUAUGCUAGUUUCUUAGAUAUAUAAAUACCUUUUAAACAGCUUCCAGUAUGUGUUGUGAAAUGAAUUUUUGUUAUAUGAAACUGCUAUCUUUUAAAAUUCACAUUCCUUCACUUUUAAUAAUUUAUUGUAAGAUCACCUUGACAAGGUGGGAACCGGUAAUGUGGGAACUUGCCUUUAUAUAUAUUGAUUCAGUUACUAGUAUCUAUGAUUCAUGCUUGUUAAACCAUAAACUGCAGUAAUCAACAGUGAUUAGCGUAAAACCAAAUAAGACAGCACAAUGACCAACCAUGGUCUAUUUUGCUGGUAGAUCAGUUAUAGUAUUUUAUACAGUAAUUGAGAUCUCUAAUUUGAACAGAACAUUCAAAAUUCUAGGCAGGGCAAAAUUUUUUCUACUGUACAAAUUUCAGCAGGUUAUGUGUUAACCAAUUGUGCAAAGCUAUUUUUUCUUCAGCACGUAAAUAAAUGUAUGAAAACAUGUAUAGGAAAAUAUUUUAGUUACUGUGAUAGCUGUUAACUGUGACUGUUAGUUUAAUAUUGUAAUAAAAAAGUUGUAUGUACAUAUGCUUGUAUAAUAUUGUUGCAUUAUAAAUUAUAUUUUUCCAUUUUCAUAUUUAUUUCAUUAGUUAUGAAAAAAUACAUUAAAGGUCUAAAAUAUGA